CCGCUCCUCCCCGCGGAGCAGGCGCAGAGCGUUGGGGGAAGAUGGCGGCUGUGGCGGCGCGGCUGUGGCGGCGCGGGGUGCGCGGCCCGUGUGUGUCCGGCGCCGGGCGGUUUUUCAGUCGCGGCCCAAAUGUGCUGCAUCAAGACAGCAGUGCACCACAAGCUGCAUUCUUCUCACCUCUUCAAAAAGUGAUGUUGCCACCAAAUACCUUCCAAGGGAAAGUGGCCUUUAUAACUGGUGGAGGUACUGGGCUUGGCAAAGGGAUGACAACAGCUUUGUCUAGUUUAGGUGCCAAGUGUGUUAUAGCAAGCAGGAAGCUGGAUGUUUUGAAAGGAACAGCAGAUGAAAUUUCUUCUAAAACAGGGAAUAAGGUUCACGCCAUCCAGUGUGAUGUGAGAGAUCCAGCUUCAGUUAAGAAUGCUGUUGCUGAAACAAUCCAAGUGGCAGGACAUCCUGAUGUUGUGAUAAAUAAUGCAGCUGGUAACUUUAUUUCCCCUUCUGAACGACUUUCUGCUAAUGCCUGGAGAACAAUAACUGAUAUUGUACUUAAUGGUACUGCUUUUGUAACUCUGGAAGUUGGAAAGGAGCUCAUUAAAGCACAAAAAGGAGCAGCAUUUCUGGCUAUUACAACAAUUUAUGCAGAGAGUGGUUCAGGAUUUGUGUUGCCGAGUGCCUCUGCCAAAGCUGGUGUAGAAGCAAUGAGCAAGUCUCUUGCGGCUGAAUGGGGUAGAUAUGGCAUGAGAUUCAAUGUGAUUCAACCAGGUCCAAUAAAAACAAAGGGUGCUUUUAGUCGCCUUGACCCAACAGGUGCAUUUGAGAAGAAGAUGAUUGAGAGGAUUCCCUGUGGUCGUCUGGGAACUGUAGAAGAAAUUGCAAAUCUUGCUGCCUAUUUCUGCAGUGACUAUGCAAGCUGGGUUAAUGGAGCAGUUAUCAGAAUGGAUGGUGGAGAAUUUGUUUCCAUGGCAGGAGAAUUCAAUGAUUUGAAGAGGGUUACCAAAGAGCAGUGGGAUAUGAUGGAAGCAAUGAUUAGAAAAACAAAAGGCUCCUAAAGUACAUAACUUUAUGGUGGAGAUUCUUGGAAAUGAACCACUACUUUUUCAUUAAUAUUUAGAAAUAACCAAUUGAGAAAUAGCCUUCAGAAUUUUUUUAUGCUAAUUUCAAUAAAAUAUUUUGAAAUUGUUGUAUUUUGAAUAUAGUUUGUAUGUUUUUCCUAUCUAAAAUCUAUUCUGUUGCCAGUAGUGAAAACAGGUGGUCACUAAUAUUUUUUAUUCUUUAGACUGUCUUACAUAGCCAUGCCAUGGUCUACCAUCAGCCUUUUUUAUCUUUCUGAGGAUUUUUUUUUCUCAGAUAUAUAAAAAUGUCUCUUAGUAUUGUAAUACCAAUAGCAUUUCAGUGCUAUCAUAACUGAAUGUAAUCAUUAAUGUGAAGAGAGAAACAAAAUAUUAAAUCCUAAUCUUCACAGUUCAAUAAGAAGUUCUAAACUUGCAAAUACAGUUUCAUGUUAUUAGCAGCACUACAUACACUGAGAAAGGAUGUAACUCCUGGGGUUACUUAGGAAAUCUUGAAAUGCAUAACACAUCUUGGUCUUAUCUUUUGUGACAUUUUCAGUCUGCUAAUUAUCUUAUUCUGAACUUUAAAAAUGGCAUUUAAGGACCUGCAGGGCCUUUCUAAGGAGCUUGCUCUUUGUCAUGAUGAAGUUAAUGUUAUUGAAAAUGAGAAACCACAAAUCAUUUCUUAUUAUAUAUGUGUGACUAUGGCAGCUCUCCAUAAAAAGUGGUUUAUUUAAGACUGUUAAAGGAAUGUUGGUAAAUUGGGACUGAAAGUGUUGAAACCUCAUUUGUUGAAAUUUACAAAAAAUCCUUAGGUUUCGUUUGCAUUCACAGGCUGGUACUAAAGAAAUAUUUAGAUGGCAUUACCUCUGAAUCUAGUCAGUUUAUCCCAGAUAAGCAGGUGAUAAAAAUAUUGCUUUCCCUCUUUUAUCCAAAUUUAGAGAGUUGGUAGAUUUUGUCCUUCAUACCUCAGACAAUGGCUGGAAUUCUUCAAAGAAAUUAUCAACCUCUGGCCUUUACAACCUGAAAUUAAUGCCUUUCUAUUUUCUUUUUUUUCUUUUUUCUUUUUUCUUUUUUUUUCUUUUUUCCUUUUUCCUUUUUCCUUUUUUCUUUUUUCUUUUUUUUUUUUUUUUUUUUUUUGUGUUUAGCUAAUACAAGCAUGUACAUAGUUUUAUGUGCUUUGAGACUGAUAUGGUGAUUUAAGAGUCAGGACAAUAGAAUCAAUUUAAGGAUGUCUUCCUUCAGGUGCUGGUGGCAUUGUGUGUUUUCCCACACAAUCCAGGACAUACUUAACAUAUGCCAAGAUCUGGCUUUGAAGUCACUUGAUUGCCUUACUACAAAUCUGAAGCAAGUUGUGUUCUGCUGAAAGUGUGGACUGUAUUAGUGCAGGCUCCCAUGUGCCUUUCUCCUGUGAGUGAUCACUAGCCACUGAUUGUAAAACAAAUCAACUGAGUUUAUCAUAGCAGCCUUUAGGGUGUUCUUGAGCAGAAUAUAAAGCUUUUUUAUGGUAACUUGGGUUUUAUAGGUGUGGUGUCAAGAUCAGAUUCUGACAUGAGAGAUCUUUUCCCCAAAAAGUGUUAUCAUUGAGAAGUUAGGCCCAUAGAUACUGUUUUCUGCUCGUCAUCCUUUGCAUAUAAUUACAUUGCCUCCUUGUAUGGGACACAUUUGCAUAUAAGACUUUGACAUUUGAAAAAAGUGCAUCAGAAAAAAAUUCAAAUGUAUGUUUGUGAGAUGUGGUAACACCAAGUAUUUCCCUGGAGUGUCUAGCAGGUUAUCCUCUGGUGACAGGCUGUCAAUAAAAAUACGUUCUUAUUA
Oenanthe melanoleuca is the source of this 2864-nucleotide messenger RNA. It is a transcript of the gene DECR1, whose product is annotated as 2,4-dienoyl-CoA reductase 1. The transcript has 10 exons. The coding region runs from base 42 to 1049 and encodes 335 amino acids. Lineage: Eukaryota; Metazoa; Chordata; Aves; Passeriformes; Muscicapidae. Gene Ontology annotation, cellular component: mitochondrion. Gene Ontology annotation, molecular function: 2,4-dienoyl-CoA reductase (NADPH) activity. The record is from RefSeq and is a predicted model, not a curated record. Gene Ontology annotation, biological process: fatty acid beta-oxidation.